AUGGCUGCCUUCCCUAUCCGUCAGAAAACUAGCUUCCAUGCUCGAUCCAACAGUCUACCCUCUAGACCACAUCCAAUCAUUUCGGAAUUUGAUGAGAAUAUUUGCAGAGUAAGAGAUUCACAGGACACCUCUAAAUCAUCUUCAUCAUCAUCAAUAGGACACAAACUAAGUAGCCUUCAGGAUUUGUAUGAUUCUGUUGAUAAUUUCCUACAACUGCCACUUACCCAACAAGGCUUGGCACAACAACGCAAUCAGAAAUGUGUCGAUGAGCUCCUAGAGGGAUCUCUCAGGCUCUUGGAUACGUGCAACUCUACCCAGGAUGCACUGUUGCAAUCAAAAGAAUUCAUUCGUGAGCUUCAAUCUGUUAUUCGCAGAAGACAAGGAGGCGUUGACAGCGAGAUCAGGAAAUACAUGGCAUCCAGGAAAGUACUAAAGAAGUCAAUAAAAAAGGCCUUGAGGAGCUUGAAGGGCAUGGAAAACAGGCGCACCUUCUCUAAUGAAGAGUACCCUGAGAUUAUCAUGUUAAGAGAGGUUGAGUCCAUCAGUCUUGCCGUGUUCGAAUCAUUACUCUCAUUCAUUUCCGAACCAAAGUCACAUGCAAAGAAAAGCGGCUGGUCAUUGGUUUCCAAGCUGAUGAAACACCACAGAAUAGCAUGUGAGGAAGAAGAAACAAAUGAGAUUGGAUUUGCAAUGGCUGAUUCUGCUUUACAAUCUCUUAUCAGCUGCAAAACAGAUAAGAUGAUGGAUGUGCAAAAGAAGCUAAACAAUUUGGAGUUGUGCAUUGAAGAUCUUAAAGAUGGAAUUGAUGGCAUCUUUAGGCGCAUGAUCAAAACUAGAGCCUCCUUUCUCAAUAUUUUCAGUUAG
Populus euphratica (Euphrates poplar) is the source of this 864-nucleotide messenger RNA. RefSeq lists its product as uncharacterized. Lineage: Eukaryota; Viridiplantae; Streptophyta; Magnoliopsida; Malpighiales; Salicaceae. The coding region runs from base 1 to 864 and encodes 287 amino acids. The record is from RefSeq and is a predicted model, not a curated record. Gene Ontology annotation, biological process: root development; shoot system development. The transcript has a single exon.